Molecule: messenger RNA, 3460 nt
Organism: Pyrus x bretschneideri (Chinese white pear)
Lineage: Eukaryota; Viridiplantae; Streptophyta; Magnoliopsida; Rosales; Rosaceae
Product: protein transport protein SEC23-2
Exons: 6
Coding region: 642-3254 (870 amino acids)
Biological process (GO): intracellular protein transport; endoplasmic reticulum to Golgi vesicle-mediated transport; COPII-coated vesicle cargo loading
Cellular component (GO): endoplasmic reticulum exit site; COPII vesicle coat
Molecular function (GO): zinc ion binding; GTPase activator activity
Source: RefSeq, a predicted model, not a curated record
AAGAAAGAAAACACAAGGCAAAAAGGCCAAGAACGACAGAAGAGAAGAAAAACCGAGAAAGCUCCAUCAAGUCAAGAGAGGGUCUUUGAUUUUUCUGCUUUUCGAAAUAAUAAAAAAAGAAAUAUGACCUCAGAUUCUAUGUCACAUAAAAUCCUCCUAAAUCGAGUCUUCGGCAAUUCCCUCUCAGCCUCAGAUUAGAUUGAGUUGUGUAUACAAGUACAAGAGCGAAUUUCGAAGCAGCGGGAAGAAGCUUCAAUUGUGAAAUGUUGGGGACCCAGUAGGGUUUUGCCCUUGAUUCCAUUCCAUUCGGUUCGAUUCAUUUUUUUUUCUCUUAAUUUUGGACUCUGGGUUUUUGGGAGGUUUUUGUUCAUCAAAGGCCUCCUAUUAGCUCACUCUUUCUUCGAAAUCUUUUGGGUUUCAAUAAGAUCCAUGUGUGAACCUACUUAUAACACUGUUUCUUAUCAUCCCUCAGUUCAAUUUAUAUGAAUAACUAGUUCAAUUUGCCUUCCAAUUCGAAGCCCUUGCUUUCUACAACUGGGUUUCAACAUAAUUUAUUUCUACUGUGCCAUAAUAAAUUUUAAUUCUCGAUCCCGGGUUCUUGAGCUUCUUUUGUUUUCUAUAGAGGGAUUUUGAAACUUUCGAUGUCAAAUCCACCGCAGCCUCCCAUUGGCUACUCUGUCAGUAUCACUCCCUCACGCCCACACACACCAUCUCCUGACCCUGAGAAAAUUUCUAUUCCUCCACCACCUUUAAUUACUCCUAGAUUCCCUCCACCAAAGUUUCAACACGAUCAAACUCCUCCUCCGUUGAUCAAAACCCCAAAUGUACCAUCACCAGCUAAUGGGUUGAAAACUGGCAGCCCUAUUCCUCACUUGAGUACACCCCCUGGACCUCCUGUUUUUACUUCCCCUGUGAGGCCUGCUGCUGUGCCUUUUCGUGCUUCACCUGCAACUCCUCAGCCAGUUGCUUUCUCCCCGGGUACAUCUUUGCCAACAUCUUCGCCUCCCAAUUUUUCAAAUGGCUCGCAGCACCAACUUUCUAAUGAUACAGAGGAUGAUGCUGUGCCUGUUGGAGAAUCACCAUAUGUCCUAUUCUCAGCACAUAAGGUGUUGAAACAAAAGAAACAAGCAAAUGUACCCAGUUUGGGUUUUGGGGCCUUGGUUUCACCUGGAAGGGAAAUUUCUCCAGGUCCCCAGAUAAUACAACGUGAUCCUCAUCGCUGCCACAGUUGUGGAGCUUAUGCAAAUAUUUAUUGCAACAUCUUGUUGGGCUCAGGUCAGUGGCAAUGUGUAAUUUGCCGAGAACUGAAUGGAAGUGAGGGCGAAUACAUAGCUCACAGCAAGGAAGAUCUUUGUAAUUUUCCAGAGUUGUCAUCUCCUAUGGUUGAUUAUGUUCAAACUGGGAACAAUAGACCCGGCUUUGUUCCUGUUUCUGACUCAAGAAUGUCUGCACCUAUAGUUCUUGUCAUAGAUGAGUGUUUAGACGAACCACAUCUGUGGGACUUACAGAGCUCCUUGCAUGCAUUUGUUGAUUCACUUCCCCCGACAAUGAGAAUUGGAAUAAUACUGUACGGUCGCACAGUAUCAGUUUAUGAUUUUUCAGAGGAAUCAAUUGCAUCUGCUGAUGUGCUUCCAGGAGAUAAAUCGCCAAGUCAGGAUGCCUUGAAGGCAUUGAUAUAUGGAAGUGGUUUAUACUUGUCUCCAAUGCAUGCUUCAUUACCGGUAGCACAUGCCAUAUUCUCAUCCUUGAGGCCAUACAAACUGAAAAUUCCAGAAACUUCUAGAGAUCGGUGCCUGGGUACGGCUGUUGAGGUUGCUCUUGCUAUAGUUCAAGGGCCAUCAGGAGAAAUGUCUCGUGGGGUAAUUAAAAGGGCUGGAGGUAAUAGCAGAAUCAUUGUUUGUGCUGGUGGGCCUAAUACAUAUGGUCCUGGAUCUGUUCCUCAUUCUUUCAGUCACCCAAAUUAUCCUCAUAUGGAAAAGACUGCAUUGAAAUGGAUGGAGCAUCUGGGUCAAGAGGCACACCGACAAAAUACAGUGGUUGACAUUUUAUGUGCUGGGCAAUGCCCUGUAAGAGUUCCUGUUUUGCAGCCUCUUGCAAAAGCUUCUGGAGGCAUUUUUGUUCUCCAUGACGACUUUGGGGAAGCCUUUGGUGUGAACUUACAAAGGGCAUCUACCAGGGCUGCAGGCUCCCGUGGGUUCUUGGCAAUACGUUGUUCCGAUGAUAUUCUCAUAACUCAAGUUGUGGGUCCUGGUGAAGAGGCACAUAUUGACACUCAUGAAACCUUCAAAAACGACACUUCCCUUUAUAUACAAAUGCUUAGUGUUGAAGAGACACAGAGCUUCUCACUCUCCUUGGAAAAUAAGAGGGACAUUAGGACUGAGUAUGUGUAUUUCCAGUUUACAAUUCAGUAUUUAAAUGUGUAUCAAGCUGAUAUAUCAAGAGUAAUUACUGUUAGAUUGCCAACAGUUGAUAGUGUUUCAGCAUAUCUUACAAGUGUUCAAGAUGAAGUUGCAGCAGUUCUUAUUGCAAAGCGGACUCUCCUGCGAGCUAAAAAAUAUUCUGAUGCAAUUGAUAUGCGAGCAACAAUAGAUGAAAGAAUUAAAGACAUUGCUCUGAAAUUUGGGUCUCAAGUACCAAAGUCAAAGUUUUAUCGGUUUCCAAAGGAGAUCUCUUUAUUGCCAGAGCUCCUGUUUCAGCUAAGAAGAGGCCCACUGUUGGGAAGCAUUGUUGGCCAUGAAGAUGAGAGGUCUGUGUUACGAAACUUGUUUCUGAAUGCGUCCUUUGAUCUCUCACUUCGAAUGGUAGCACCUCGUUGUUUAAUGCAUCGGGAAGGGGGAACAUUUGAGGAACUACCAGCUUAUGACCUUGCUAUGCAGUCAGAUGCAGCAGUUGUUCUUGACCAUGGCACAGAUGUCUUCAUUUGGUUGGGUGCUGAACUCGCUGCUGAUGAAGGAAAAAGUGCAGCUGCUUUAGCGGCUUGCAGAACAUUAGCUGAAGAGCUCACUGAACUGCGGUUUCCAGCUCCUCGGAUCCUGUCGUUCAAGGAAGGAAGUUCUCAGGCUCGAUAUUUCGUAUCGCGGCUCAUACCUGCACACAAGGAUCCUCCUUAUGAGCAGGAAGCAAGAUUCCCACAGCUACGAACUUUGACAACUGAAAAGCGGACAAAGCUGAAAAGCAGUUUUAUUAGUUUUGACGAGCCUACUUUUUGCGAGUGGGUACGAAGCUUGAAAGUGGUGCCUCCAGAACCAAGCUAGAGGAUGUUUGCUUUCUUAAACAAACUUGUUGGCUAAUGUCGCUCCAAAAAGGCAGAGAAAAUUGUGUCAAAAGGGAUUCUUCUUUUCUUUCUUUUUUCACUGUUAACAGGAAAUUAUAUUUAUUUUUCUUGUUUUUGGUCAACAGAGGAAAUUGUAGUUAAAGACAUGAGCUCCCAUCCCAUGAUCAAUAUCAUUCUCUUCCUCUA